GUUGGCUGCGGAUCGACGGUGAAGGUCCGACCAAUGUUUGUCGGUCUCUUCAGCGGCUGCGGCUCCGUAAUUAAUUGCAGCGAUCUGUCUCCUAUCGACGUGUGUGUGUGUGUGUGUGUGUGUGUGUGUGUGUGUGUGUGUGUGUGUGUGUCCUCCUCUCUGCUCCCGAUCCGAACAUGAAAUAGUUUGUUGGGCUACACUCUUCUCCUCCUCCUCCUCCUCCUCCUCAUCCUCAUCCUCGGCCGGGACACACAGAGACGCAGCUGCGCUCGUCGCCAGUCUCCCCCUCCGCCGCGCGGUGAUGUUGGACAUGGGAGAGCGCAAAGAGGUGAAAAUGAUUCCCAAAUCUUCGUUCAGCAUAAACAGUCUGGUGCCCGAGGCCGUGCAAAGCGACAACAACCACCACCACCACCAGCAGCACCACCAGCAGCAGCAGCAGCAGCACCACCUCCACCACCUCAUCCACCAGAACCACCACCACCACCGGCCCGGCGGGGCGGACGAACCCGAGCAGAAGGCUCCUCCGCCGGCCCAGCAGCAGCAGCCGCCGCCGCCGGACGGGAAAGAGGAGCCGAAGAGCGACGCGUCGAGCCCGGAGCAGGAGAGCGGCCCGGACGAGAAGGAGAAGCCGGACGAGAAGAAGGACGCGGACGGCGCCGCCGCCGGAGCGAAGGACGGAGACAAGAAGAGCGGCAAGUACGAGAAACCUCCGUUCAGCUACAACGCGCUGAUCAUGAUGGCGAUCCGGCAGAGCCCGGAGAAGAGACUCACCCUGAACGGCAUCUACGAGUUCAUCAUGAAGAACUUCCCGUACUACCGGGAGAACAAGCAGGGCUGGCAGAACUCCAUCCGCCACAACCUGAGCCUGAACAAGUGCUUCGUCAAGGUGCCGCGCCACUACGACGACCCGGGGAAGGGCAACUACUGGAUGCUGGACCCGAGCAGCGACGACGUGUUCAUCGGGGGGACCACCGGCAAACUGCGGCGGCGCUCCACCACGUCCCGGGCCAAGUUGGCCUUCAAGCGCGGCGCGCGGCUGACCUCCGGACUCACGUUCAUGGACCGGGCCGGCUCCCUGUACUGGCCCAUGUCCCCCUUCCUCUCCCUGCACCACCCGCGGGCCGGCGGCGCGCUGGGCUACAACGGCAGCUCCUCGGGCUACCCGGCCCACCCCAUGUCCUACAGCACCAUGCUCAGCCAGAACAUGGCCAGCAACCACUCGUCGUUCCCGUCCUCCAACGGGCUCAGCAUGGACCGGCUGGUCGGCGGGGAUCUCCCCUACGCGACGCACCACCUGACGGCCGCGGCCCUCGCGGCCUCGGCGGUGCCCUGCGGCCUCUCCGUGCCUUGCUCCGGGGCCACGUACUCCCUGAACCCGUGCUCGGUCAACCUGCUGGCCGGGCAGACCAGUUACUUUUUCCCCCACGUCCCGCACCCGUCCAUGACCACGCAGCCCGGCGGCGGCGGCUCCCUGCAGGCCGCCCGGGCCUCGGCCUCCAACUCCCCGCAGGCUCCGUCCUCCUCGUCGCUGCCCUGUGACUCUCUGAGGCCGGCGCUGUCCGGCUCUCUGCCGGCCUUCUCCACGGGACUGUCCGGGAGUUUGUCUGACUAUUUUACGCAUCAGAACCAGGGUUCGUCCUCCAACCCGCUUAUACACUAACAUUCCGGAAGCCUCCCCCCCGGCCCGGCCCGGCCCGGCCCGGCCCGGCCCUCUCCCCCUCCACCUCUCAUCCUCUCAUCCCCCCUGAAGGAGUGAAGAUCUUAAAAUGUCUGGAACUGUAAGUUGAACAUUUUUCACUGAACAUUGACGUUGUACAAAAAAAAAUCAAAAAAAUCAAAACUGAUAAAGAACUAGAGACACAGAUGAGCAGAGAGACAGUGACGCAAAGCAGCGCUGACGUUUCCAGGUAUUUUAUUAUUAUUAUUAUUAUUGUUAUGAUUAUUAUUAUCAUCGCUUCUUCUCCUCUUCCUCUUCUCCUCUUGCAGGUUUGAGUUGUGUGUAAAUACAUAAUGUGUCUGUUGCUGUCGGUGUCCGGGCCUCGUGUCUGUAGUUGUGUCGGUGAGCUGACGAUGAUGAUGAUGAGGAUUCUGUUUCUUCUUCUCGUUGUUGGAGGAGGCUUCAAUUUUUUAUAGAAUGUGUAUUGAAAAAAUAAAUAGUUUUGUCUAAUUUUGAGAUUUAAAAAAGGUACAAAAUAAUAAUAAUAAUAUUAAUAUUAAUAUUAUUAAUAAUAUCUGUGAUCGCCGGCCUCGCCCGCCCGCAUGCCUGCAGUAUUAUCAGGUCUCGUGCGGGUCAGAGAAUGAGAUGAUUUCAAUUGACAACAUUUAAACACAAUUUUUUAUUAAAUGUAAUUGUUAUUGUCUAUACAGUGAAAUGUUUCGGGUUCUUUUCAAAGCAGGAAGUGACGUCACUCCCGCUGUUAAACGUCCCGAGGCUGUUUCUCUUCAUUCAUUUCAACUUUUUUUUUUUUAGACCAAAGAAUAAUUUUUUUGUAUUAUUUUAUAAUAAAUGUAGAAUCAGUAUUGAGACGCGUGAUGAUGAUGAUGAUGGAGUGAGGGAUGAAGAUGUGAGCGACACCUCCGUCACUGUAGAAAAUCUUAACGAGAUUAUAAUUAAUAUUAUUUUCACCGAAGCAGAUUCAUUUUUUUUUCAAAACCCGCGUUUUGUUAAUUUGCAAAAAUGUGAACGAGGUUUUUUUUUUUUUUAAAUUUAAAGAAUAAUUGUUCAGCAGGAUGUUUGUGGUGCAGCUGCUUUAAUCCUCCAAACGUUUCUCUAUUUUGAUUAUUAUUCAUCGUUAAAUUAACUUUAUUUAAUAAAAAAAAUCACAUUUCCGCGAUAAAACGGUCUCGUGCAGUCGAACGGAACUAAAACGCGCGCGUUCACGUUUCUUCUUCUUCUUCUUCUUCUUCUUCUUCUUCUUCUUCUUCUUCUUCUUCUUUCUAUUUCCUGUCUCUUUAGUGACGCACAGACAGAAAAUGUCUAUUUGUCAGAACCCGGGUUUUAAAAUUUUUCUUCAUCGGGAAGAAAAAAUGCAACAAAAAAAAUUUAAUAAAAAAACCCGUUUGUUUGUUUAACAGAAGAGAAAAAACAACAACAUCCGGCUCCUGAUCUUAAUAACAAUAAUAAUAAUAGUAUUAAUAAUAAUAAUAAUAAUGAUCUUCUGAAUGAUUUUGUCUGUAAGUGUCGUCUCUGGACCAGAUGUUCAUGGUUGUGAUGAUAUUGUGUCUGAUUCUUCUUCACGUGUUUGUCGCUUAUCAAAGUUAAAAAAGAAAAAAAGGAGAAAAAAAUGUUUUAAUCAUAAAAAAUACAAAUAAAAGAAUAGGUUACAUUCAUAACUAACGGAAAUUCACUUUGUCUUCUUUCUGCUUCCGGUCCGUGUGUCACUCAUUUUAUCAACAGGUUCCAAAUAUAAAACUACUUUAUUAUUUAAACAUUAUUUUACUUUCAGAUAUUUUAGAGGAAAGGUUAAUGUAAUGUUUUUAUUAUUAACGCGGCUCUUUGGAUUUUUAAUAUUUCAUCUGUUCUUCAUCAGAUAAUUCAGAAUCUGUUGGAGACAAAAUAGAAAAAGAAAAAAA
Messenger RNA from Scophthalmus maximus (turbot), 3573 nucleotides. RefSeq names its product forkhead box G1a (gene foxg1a). Gene Ontology annotation, biological process: regulation of transcription by RNA polymerase II. Gene Ontology annotation, molecular function: DNA-binding transcription factor activity; sequence-specific double-stranded DNA binding. NCBI's taxonomy places the organism in Eukaryota, Metazoa, Chordata, Actinopteri, Pleuronectiformes, Scophthalmidae. Bases 302 to 1660 code for a protein of 452 amino acids. Gene Ontology annotation, cellular component: nucleus. The record is from RefSeq and is a predicted model, not a curated record. The transcript has a single exon.